UUUCCCGCGCUUUUCAGUUACGAUGAUUACCGACAUCGAAGAAUUCGGCCAAUGUCGGAAGUUUUCGACGUUUCCGGUGAUUUCCGGUAGUUAUCGAGUUUUGUGUAUUUCUUUGUGAUUUUUUUGACGUUUUAUUUUCCAAAUGCUAAACAUUUAUACGAAUUGCUAAGAGAAACAAAAUUUUACUACUAAAAGCUUUUUUAUUCAAAAAUUUAUAAAAUGUGUGUCGUCCUGUGACGUCACGCUUGGGGUAUUUCCCAAAAAUUGUUGCAAUCGAAAGUAGAAAGGUAUGGCCGACAAACGAGAUUUUCGCGGAAGAUUUGCUUCGGAUAAGGGUAAAAGGCGCAGGAAACCCAAACUUAUCGUUGACCAUAACUAUGCCAAUGUUUUCCUGUGUGAUGGAGACGAUUGUAAAAGGAAAAAGUGUCCAAGUUCCUUGCACAUGACUUUACCGCAAAAAGUAAACAAGAAUGGUUGGAAAGUGGGUCGGAGGCUCAUUGAACUGAAUGUACUGCUACUCCAUCUAAAAUCAUGCCGAAAAUGCAUGCUUGGCCCAGUGCCACUUAUGUACAACAACAUCGUUGGUGAAUUGCAAAAAGGUUUAGGCGGAUAUCUAUAUGUUGUGUGCCAAAACCCAGACUGCAGCCACAUAAAUCGAGUGCCAUAUGGGAAGACCCACCAUAUAAAAAACAAGGGGAUGCCAUGCUUUGUUAUAAACACGAAACUUGGAGCAGCUAUGAUUGACAGUUUGGGUGGUGCAGAGAAAGUGAACAAUCUCCUAGCAGUCCUGAAUUUGAAGGCGAUUCAUCCGAAGAACUUGAAACUAAUGGAAACCCGUGCUGGUGAGGCUAUUCAGGAGGUGUCCAGAGAAUCCUGCAAAAAUGCUGCAAAAGAAGCUUUUGAAAAAGAAAUGAGUGAUAUUGCCCGGCAAGAGACUGAGCAAGCACAUGAGCAAAUGGUAGGAGAGAUUGAUGACCUAGGAGUGUGUCCUCUCCCUGGAGAAUCUCCAUCACUUCAACUCAGACUUCAAGCAAGGCCGGUAAUUGAAUGUGAAACAGAUUCCGACGUUGAGAAAGAUUCUGUACAGUCUGAAGUAAAUGAUCCAGUACCAGGUCCGCAGAAUGAAUCUUCUGUUAUGACAAGUACACCUCAGAAUGUACUUCAGUCGUUACUUCAUACAGAAAGAAUAAGUCGUCUGUCGGCAAUAAGAUUCGCAAAACAAUCGCCUAAGCUGAAAUCAAGGAAAAGACUUGAGAAGAAGUUUCCAUGUCGUACACGCACUGGAAUGUCCUCUUCGUGUGAUACAGCCUGGCAAAAGAAAGGUUUUGAUUCGCUUACAUCUCACACCUUCUUCAUGACAACAAACAAAGCAGGCAGGAGGAAAAAGGUCAUCAAAACAAUUGUUGGACAUAGGCAUUGUGGCAAGUGCAAGUGGUGGAAGCGGAACAGGCAGGGUCAGAAAGUAAGAACUCAUUAUUGUGUAAAAAAUCACACUGGGAGUGCAAGAUCGAUGGAAGCAGCCAGUGGUUUGAAAGGAGUUAGAGAGCUGUUCAAUGAAGGAACUCCUAUUGAGUACUUGGAAGGAGAUGGGGAUAACACUUUGAUAGCUAGGCUGAAAUCAGAUUUGAACAUUUCUCUAAAGAAACGCUUUGACAAAAAUCAUGUUGUCAAAAUGUGA
This is a messenger RNA of Mercenaria mercenaria, 1678 nucleotides long. RefSeq lists its product as uncharacterized. Lineage: Eukaryota; Metazoa; Mollusca; Bivalvia; Venerida; Veneridae. The transcript is spliced from 6 exons. The record is from RefSeq and is a predicted model, not a curated record. The coding region runs from base 290 to 1678 and encodes 462 amino acids.